AUGGCAACCGCCAACCUGGUGAAUGCCGCGCACUCGGGAGAUCAGAAUGAGCUCAUGACGUCAGCCAAUGCUACGCGUAAGACUGUGGUGGAGAUGCUACACACUGGAAGAGGGGCUGUCGAGGCUGCGGGAGAGGCCGAUGACAAGGACAAACAGUAUGCGCUGGAGUCCGUACAACGCGCCACCGAAGCGUCGCUAGAGCUUCUGGACUCAGUCAACGAAUGUCUCAAGCACCCCACUAAGGAGAACAAAGACAGACUUCCAAAGUUAUCUAGAGACGUGGCAGAUGGAGUCAGUGAUGUGUGUGAGGCCGCCCAUGCGCUUAAGGGUGCGGAGAUGGUCGACCCAGACGAUCCCCAUGUCAUUGCUGAGCAGGAACUGUUGGUGGCUGCCGCCCAGAUCGAAGCCGCUGCCAAGAAGUUAGCAGAACUGCGACCCAGGCGAAAGGAUUACGAAAUCAACGCCAACAUUUCGUUUGAGGAGAUGAUCGUCUCUGCCGCACAGGGCAUUGCGAGUGCCACGAGUGCGCUGAUGGUGGCUGCUCAAGGGGCCCAGAGAGAGCUGUACGAUCAAGGCCGUGUAAGCAAGAACAAAAACACAGAGAAGUACCACGACGACAUCACAUGGUCUGAGGGGCUGGUUAGUGCGGCCAAGAACGUCGCAGGAGCCACCGAACUCUUGUGCGAAAGCGCAAACUCGGUAGUGACGGGCCAAGCCUCGGAGGAACGUCUCAUAUCAUCGUCAAUGGCUGUCAGUAGGUCCACACAGCAGCUGCUCAUUGCGUGCCGAGUCAAAGCAGACAAACACAGUAAGGCUAUGGACCGGCUGGACACCGCCGGAACGGCCGUGCGCAAGGCUACCAAUGCUCUGGUGGCUAGUGCUAAGGAUGCUGCUGUCUUCCAGGAGGAGAAGAAUGAAGUGGAGGUGAACAGGUUCAAGGUGGGAUCCAUUGCUCAAGAGAUCGCGAUGCAAGAGGCCGUGCUGAAGAAGGAGAAAGAGUUGGAGAACGCACGUAAGCAACUCACAACCCUGCGCAAGCAGAAAUACGAUAAGAAAUAGGUGUAUAGUCACACUCACACAUACACAAACGUUUGUAUAUAAGCACCCACUCGCUGCACCCAAUAGUAGUUACUCAAGGUGCGCACGCGAGAGCGGGUAGAAUGAUUCAUAGAUGUCAACAUGGAUGAGCAAAGAGAGGGACUCGAUUCCGUGUUUUUAUACCCUUGUUUGGUUGUACGCGUGUGUCGAGGUUAUCAGUUCACAGUUUUUGUCGUAUGGGGAUGCGAUAGGCUCAGUGGAAGGACCGGCUAGGCCUGCGUAAGCAGCAACGUACGACAGCUUAGAACAGUUGCAGGGCCAUUUCAUGAGUGCAGGGGUGUGCAUGUACACGCAUAUCCGUCAGGAAUGAGUGCA
This is a messenger RNA of Sphaeroforma arctica JP610, 1413 nucleotides long. RefSeq lists its product as hypothetical. Gene Ontology annotation, molecular function: actin binding; integrin binding. Gene Ontology annotation, cellular component: plasma membrane; focal adhesion. Lineage: Eukaryota; Ichthyosporea; Ichthyophonida. The transcript has 5 exons. Gene Ontology annotation, biological process: cell-cell adhesion. The record is from RefSeq and is a predicted model, not a curated record. The coding region runs from base 1 to 1059 and encodes 352 amino acids.